AUGGACAAUCAAUGCAAUCCUCUUCUCAGUUGGGCUUACUACUGCCAAGCAAAGGUAAAAAAAUUCUCUUCUUCAUUGAGCAUGGAGGAGCUGAGGCAAUCUCUUCUACUCACUACCCUGGAGCUGGAUAGUACAAAGCUGAAAGCUCAAGACGAGCUGAAAAUGAGAGAUGAUCAAGUCAACCAACUCAAAGAUAUGCUCAACAGGGCCAUCCAAGAAAGAGAUGAAGUACAAGACAAAUGCCAGAGAUUCCUCAUUGAAAAACUGUUACUCCAACAACAGCUACAACAGUACCAACAAACAGCUCCAAUGUCAGGAAUUUCAAGCAUUGAAGAUGAACCCAGAAGAGGGUUAGACUCCAACAACGGAUUUUCAUCCUCAGAUUGUGAGGAAAGCAUUGUAUCAUCACCAGUUAUUGACCCAGUUCCACCACCAUCACAACCACCAUUAGAUGAAGUACCAGAAAUACCACUGGUGCUAGACAAGCCAUUGCCAGAAAAGGGGAAGCUUUUGCAAGCUGUGAUGAAAGCUGGGCCACUCCUUCAGAACCUCCUCCUGGCUGGACCUCUUCCUCAGUGGCGCCACCCACCACCACCACUUGACACCUAUCAGAUCCCACCACCACCACCAGUGGUCAUUCCAUCACCACCACCAUCUCAUCUCCCUCACCAAGACUCUCUGCUCAACAUUACUGCUUGCAUCGAUUUUGAAAACUGUGGCAGAGUUAAUAGGAAAAGGGGUCUCAAUGAAGAUUCUGAUUCUUCCACAGAGGUAAAGUACCAAAGGGUUGUUCUCCACUGACUACUACUUUUCAUGGUAGUACAAUUAGUUAACAUGAAAUUGCCAUUUAUACCAAGUUUAAUGAGGAUGAUAUUGCAAUCUGGGUAUGAAAUUGAUCUGGCAUUUGUACAGAGGCUUGAUUUUAGAUAGAAGACACCCCAAAUUAACUAGCUAGAGAAAAGAAAGAAGAGAAGGCUUUUUUCUGCAGCAUUUUAGCUUGAAGGGGUUGUCUCUUUUUCCUUCACACAUCAAUUUUUACCUCUAAGAUUUAGAAAAGGGGGUUUGAUUUCUCCAAUAUGAUUGUUGAUGUAACUUGUAAUCUUUGGUGAUACUUUGAUGAUAGUUGUGUGUGUGUGUGUGUGUGU
Molecule: messenger RNA, 1145 nt
Organism: Ilex paraguariensis (yerba mate)
Lineage: Eukaryota; Viridiplantae; Streptophyta; Magnoliopsida; Aquifoliales; Aquifoliaceae
Source: the annotation of a GenBank genome assembly